Onychomys torridus (southern grasshopper mouse) is the source of this 1857-nucleotide messenger RNA. RefSeq names its product coiled-coil domain containing 185 (gene Ccdc185). The coding region runs from base 1 to 1857 and encodes 618 amino acids. The transcript has a single exon. The record is from RefSeq and is a predicted model, not a curated record. Lineage: Eukaryota; Metazoa; Chordata; Mammalia; Rodentia; Cricetidae.
AUGGCCGGCUUCCACCUCUUCUCCCCACGGUCCUAUGGGGAGCUUGGGGAGCCCUCGCCCGGUAGAAAGCGGGAGUUCGCAGCACCCCUGGGCUGGCCUGAGCCAUCUGUGAGUUCCUGGGCCCGGACUCCCGGCGCUGAGACCGAGACCGAGACCCGGGUGCCCGGGACACACCAGAAAUAUUCGCCCACAGGGCGGCCCCGCCGGCGUGGGUAUAUCGCCUCUCCACGAGAAAGCCACAGUUUGACACACGUGGCCCGGAGACCCUCGGACCGCGCCAGGAAGCACAGGUCCGGCAGCCGGCGCCUGGAAGAAGCCUGCGGGGAGGCACCGACCAAGUCCGGCAGGACCUGGCAGCAGCGGCAGCAGCCGGAUCAGCCCUACUCGAGCUACGCUGAAGGCCCAGGAGAUUCGUCCCCGCCGUACCCGGGGGGAGCUUUCAGCCCCCCGAGUGUUGAGACUUUGCUUUUAGAAAAGACACACAACAGAGACCGGUGGGCAGUGCCGGUGUGCAGACCUGUAGAUCUCUGGUCCCCUUCCUCCAUUCUCACGGACAAGUCCUCCCCAGAGUUCGGGAAGCAACCCACUUGUAUGUGCACCCAGAAGAGGGGUAGUGAUGACCGGACUGAGUCCUUAGCCAACCAGUACCCCCAGCCCUCCGCCUCCUGCAAAGAGAGUAGCCAGCACGCUCAGGUCCUCAAGAGCAAGCUGGACGAAGCGAUGAUAUCCUCCAGGGACCAGAAGAUCUUGGCCCUGGUGCUGAGCCGGCUCAAGAAGGCCCAGAAGAUGCGAGAGCUGCAGCGUCAGGCAGCAGUGGCCUGGGAGGAGCUGAAGCGCUCAGACCAGAAAGUCCACCUGACCCUGGAGAGGGAGCGCAGGUUGCUGCUGCAGCAGAGCCAGGAGCAGUGGCAAGGACUGAAGGAACUGCACAAGCCACGGAGGGCUCAUGAGCAGCUUCACCAGGGCCGGGAGCAGCAGGGCCCCCGGCGUGACCAUCAGGCGAAGAGCACUGUCCAGUUGGAGAGCGAGAAUGGGUGGCGGGUGCAACCUGACAACCUGGAGAACCACCGAGGCCUGGACAAACUAGACAGGGUGGAAGCACAAGCCGAGCACCUCAAACAGUGUCAAGUGCAGCGUCUGCGGGAGCAGGAGAGGGUGCUGCAGAGUCUGCGGGACCUGAACAGGCUGCAGCUGCGGAAGAGACUGGAGGCGGCCUGUCAUAAGAGGCAGCAGCACCUGGGAGAGAGCCAGAAGAAGGUUCAGGAAAGCCACCUGAGCUCACUCGUCAACUUCCAGGCACGCAAGGUUCUCAUGGACUGCCAGGCCAAGGCGGAGGAACUCCUCAGGAAGCUGUCCCUGGAGCAGAGUUCCCAGUGUCCCCAGGACACCCAAGAAAGUCUGGCUAAGGAAAGGCACCGAGAGCAGCAGGGGAAGGCAAAAAGGGAGGCAGAGCAGCUCCAGAGAGUGAGGUGGCGUGCGGAGGAGGCAGAGGAGCAGCGUCAGGUGAGCAAGCGGAUCCUGGCCGAGCUGGCUGAGCACAAGAUCAGGCAAGCCAGGGGUCAUGCGCACAAAACCACCAUGGACAGGGCGCAGCACCUGGAGGAGCUGAACAUCCUGCGUGAAAAGAACCAUCAGAUCUUGAAGCUGAAAGCGGAGAAGGAGGAGAAGAGUCACAUUGAGGGCAUCAAGGAAGCCAUCAAGAAGAAGGGACAAAGGGUCCAGCAGAUGGCCAGAGGGAAAGACCCCAUCUUCCAGGAGUUCCAGAAGGUUUCCCCAGCCUCCAAGGCAGACCGCUGCUUUGACCACAUGGCAGCAGAGGCCCCGCUGCCCAUGCACCAGCAGAGUGGAAACUACUGA